Homarus americanus (American lobster) is the source of this 2488-nucleotide messenger RNA. Its product is annotated as chitooligosaccharidolytic beta-N-acetylglucosaminidase-like. NCBI's taxonomy places the organism in Eukaryota, Metazoa, Arthropoda, Malacostraca, Decapoda, Nephropidae. The record is from RefSeq and is a predicted model, not a curated record. The transcript is spliced from 9 exons. Bases 37 to 2109 code for a protein of 690 amino acids. Gene Ontology annotation, molecular function: beta-N-acetylhexosaminidase activity. Gene Ontology annotation, biological process: glycosaminoglycan metabolic process; ganglioside catabolic process; carbohydrate metabolic process. Gene Ontology annotation, cellular component: membrane.
UCUAGCAGCCGACACAGGUGAGUGGCUGUGGUCAAGAUGAGGGUGCUUGUGGUAACUACCUUGGUGGUGGCGGCGGCGGCUGAGAACUUCUACCGUCUCCCCUCCCCCUACACUUACUCCUGUAAGGAGAGCCGCUGCGUCAAGGAGGAACGCAGCCACGCCAGGGAGCAGCGUUCCCUGGAGCAAUGCCAGCUGACCUGUGGCAAGUAUGGCUCUCUGUGGCCACAGCCCACAGGCGACGUCCAGCUGUCGCCAGAGACGGUCCACUUCACCCCUAGGAACAUGAAGGUGACCAAGAUCGCAGCCUCUGGCCAGAAGGUGUCAGAGAUGCUGGAGGAAGCCACCCGCUACUUCACCCGUAACCUCCACUUCCUCCACCCAGAGUUCCCUGAGGAGGAGAAGAAGCCCUUCACGGAGCAGGAGCACCCCGUCGAUAACUACCUCUUUAACAACCAAUACGACAAGUUUGAUCAACAACAAAACUUCGACGAACAGCGUCCAAAUUUCGUCAAGAGGAAGUCAGCCAAGGGAUACAUGAAGUACUCCCCAUUCCUGAAGGAGAGGAACAACCCCAUUACUGAUCGUCAGAACUUUAACAUUGAGAUCACCGUGACCUCCCCAGAUGAAAAAUUCACCAUCAACACUGACGAGAGCUACAAUCUGGUGGUCCAGACUGUUGAUGACCAAACCACCGCAACCAUCUUGGCCACGACCUACUAUGGUGCCCGCCACGCCCUCGAGUCUCUGUCUCAGCUCAUCGCCUACGACGACACCAACGAGUCACUCCAGAUCGUCAAGACCGCCAAGAUCCAGGAUGAGCCCAAAUUCAAGUACCGCGGCUUUAUGUUGGACACUGGUCGUAACUUCUACCCGAAGGAGGACCUGAUGCGUCUAAUGGACGCCAUGUCCUACAACAAGAUGAACUACUUCCACUGGCACAUCACCGACGCCGCUUCCUUCCCCUUGUACUCCAACCGUCGCCCAGAGAUGGCUUACUACGGGUCCUACUCCCCAAGAAAGGUCUACUACCCAGAAGACAUCACCGAGAUCGUUCAGUACGCCAAGCUCCGCGGUAUCAGCGUGAUCCCUGAGUUAGACGGUCCCGCCCACACCUCUGCUGGCUGGCAAUGGGGCGAAAAGGAAGGCAAGGGCAACCUGGUCCUGUGUACCGGCAAGCAGGAUGAGCCAUGGUUCAACCUGGGCAAGGAGCCACCCAGCGGUCAACUCAACCCCGUCAACCCCGAAGUGUACAACGUCCUCGGAGAACUGUACAGUGACAUGCUCCAGUACUUCGACCCCGAGAUGGUGCACAUGGGAGGUGAUGAUGUAAGCUUUAAGUGCUGGCAGAACUCAGUUGAGAUCAGUGAACACCUCGCUGCUAAUGGACGUGAAUCCACUAGCCGAGAAUACUUCGAGCUGUGGAACACCUACCAGAACAAAGCCUUCUCCCAACUGCAGGAGGCAGCGGGUCAGCUGGUUGGACGCAAGGUCACCCCUAUCAUCCACUCCUCUUCUUUCGCUCGUAACUACGUCGAUAAGAACUCCUACAUCAUUCAGGUUAACGAGGACGUUAACUCUACCGAAAUUGCUGAAUACAUCAAACAAGAUUUUAAGGUAAUUUUCUCUAACCAGGAUCAGUGGAGACUGGACUGCUCUACUUCUACCUGGUUUGGUGACAAGGCUAAGAACUGUGCACGAGAAAUUCCCACUUGGCAACACUUCUAUGAAAACAGCCCACUGGAUAUGCUCUACAAUCUGGGCCUGACCAACGCCCGCACUGAUGCUGGUCAACAGGCCAGUGGCGUCAACCCCCGAGACUUGGUACUUGGAGGAGAAGCUACACUGUGGAGCUCUGAGACUGAUGGUAAUGGCCUCCAAGCCAAGACUUGGCCCCGCGUCUCCGCCAUGGCUGAACGUCUAUGGACAGACCCAAUCCUGCCAGUCCAAGGUCAUGACACAGCCCAGAAGCGUCUCAACACCCACCGCCAGCGUAUGGUGUUCCGCGGCAUCCACGCUGACCCCAUCCAGCCAGAGUAUUGCAUGCAUGACGAGAGUGCCUGUUACAGCCAGGAGCAGUACCUCGCCCGCUCAACCAUCCCCGCCCAGUAGGCGCCUGACCGCUCAUCCCAUCCGUGAUGGAAGAAAUGACUGCAUCUUGUCCCUUAGCAAGUUAACAUGAGGAGAGGUUUACAGGCUCUCCUUAGGUGACAGUUUGUUCAUACAGGUAAUCUUUCUGAACCCAAAUCAUGUACAAGAUAAUAGUACUUGUUGCUGUACUGGGGAUGUUUUGCACCAACAUCAACAUCAUCAUUAAGUCCUCUUACAUGAUAAUACAAACAUCCAGGUCUGGGUUAUUAUCCCUCACCUGAGAUCAGUAUUUCCCCCAGAGCGACUCUUUACCUCUCUGCACCACUCCAUUCCUGGGUGACGUUGUUGUUCACCCUACGAGUUAUAACAUUUUAACUCAAUAAAAUAUAAAAAACCUCCA